CCAAGCAACUGGAGGUAAACUGCCCUCAGGUUUCAGCUCCUUUGUCUGUGAAAGGGACUGAGUGAGCUGUUUGAAAAAUUAAAUCAGCUGGGUCACCUGAAAAACAUCUGUCACAUAGGAGGCUCUUAGUAGUAAAUCGUCCCUUUCUAAAGGCCUUUCCUUCGUCUUAGACAACCUAAGGAAGCUUCCUCCUAACCCAUAACUGCUGCUCCACUCCUCGGUUUCCUGCCCUGAUUGCCUUGUUCCUUUCCCACAGAGGCAGGUCCGAGACCGUGGGGUGACCCGAUCCAAGGCGGAAAAGGUGCGGCCACCUACGGUUCCGGUGCCGCAGGUGGACAUCGUGCCUGGGCGGCUCACUGAGGCCGAAUGGAUAGCGUUCACGGCUCUCGAAGAGGGCGAGGACGUGGUGGGAGACAUCUUGGCCGAUCUGGUGGCCCGAGUCAUGGAGUCCGCCUUUAAAGUCUACCUGACCCAGCAGGUAGGCCUGGAUCCUUGUCCUUCAGACAUAUCUCCGCUCUCCCUGACCCCUCCCUGCUGGACUGAGACUCUUUCUCGCCUCCGCAGUGCAUUCCAUUCACCAUCAGUCAGGCACGGGAGGCCAUGCUGCAGAUCACCGAGUGGCGCUUUUUGGCUCGGGACGAGGGAGAAUCUGCAGUGGCAGAGGACCCCACAUGGGGCGAGGAUGAGGAGCCCUUGGCUUGCACGACGGAUGCCUGGGCUCAGGGAUCCGUGCCGGUGCUGCACGCCCGGGCCUCGGUGGGGCUGGAGGAGACGUUUCAAGGCGAAGUAAGCCCAGCCUCUAGCUGCCGCCCACCUCUCACCGCUGCCCCGGACCCAUUACUCGCCCCUGACCUCCACCCCUGUGCAUUUCCCCAGGACCAAGAGAGCGUGGACCAGAUCCCUUUAGAAGGAUCGUGGACGGAUUCAGGCUCUCAGGAGCGGAUGGAAUCUUGGGAGCUCACAGUCACCCCAGGCUCUCCACCCACGCCCGAGUUGCUUCAGGAGACAGGGCCCCGGGGUCCUCUAGAGAAACUGGGUGACCAGUCGAGGGGCGACCAGACUGACCAGUUUGCAGCCGGAUCCUGGAACUCGAGCAGCCAACUGUCGAUGGAGAUGGUGCCGGCAGGCAGUACCCACGCUUCUCUGGAGCUGUCCUUGGUAGCCAGCCCUCAGGCCUCUGUCGAGCGGGCACAGCCCAUCAGCUCUCAGUUCUCCCUCGAGGACCACUACGAUUGCACGCCCCAGCCGCACGCGGCUGGAGACGGGCCGGAGCUCAGAGAGGAGAAGGUGCCCCUCAUCUCCUCGCGGGUGUUGGUGUCCGAUCCCUCCGCGGGCGGCUCCACCACGCUCAGCCCCUCGGCGGGAUUCCAGCCGCAGCCGCCGUGGCUGGCUGACGAGCGGCCCAGCGCACUUCACUCCAGAAUUGGCCGUAAGAGGGCGACGGCGCGUCUGGACCCCGCGCGGCUGCCGCGCCCCUGGGUGCGCCCGCUGUCGGAGGUUCUGGUCCCAGACUCGGAGGGCCGCCCGCUGGAGGCCUACCGGGGGCGCCAGCAGGGCGAGAAGACCGAGGCCCCAGGCGGACCGCAAGCCUACGUCUCCUGGUCAGAGUUCUUCCCUUUCCCACCUGGCGUUCCUGUCCGAGCUUUGGGCCCCGGUCUCAGCCUCCAGUUCCCUACUCUAAGCUUGGGCCUACCGUCGCCAGGCUUUGGUUCAAAGCUUCCCUUCCCCAGUCCCGGGCUCCGUUUUCUCGCCACACACCGGGCGCGCCGGGACAUGGCACGCAGCCCCAGCCCCAAACUGUGGCCGGGUGCUAAGUGGCCCAGCGGCUGGGAGGGGGAGGCCGAACUGCUGGGUGAGCUCUGGGCCGGCCGCACCCGUGUACCUCCGCAGGGCCUGGACCCUGGGGACCGGAAGAGCCAGGAUCCUCACCAGUGCCUUCAUCCCGUGCCCCAAGUUCUGGAGGCCACGUCCCAGGUGACGUGGAAACCUGUGUUGCUGCCGGGAGCACUGAAGCUGGCUCCUGGUGUGAGCAUAUGGAACCCAAGUACGCAGGUGCUGGUCAGCGCCGCUGAGCCUCAACGGGACGAGAGAGAAGGCAGCGCCUCUCCUCCCAUCCAUACAGAUGCCCCGAAGCCCCAGGUGACUGUGGCACAGCUGAUGAACUCAGCCGUCAAAUUGUGGUCACUCCCCUCCAAGCGCCUGCCCCAUUCUAAGCCCUAG
Molecule: messenger RNA, 2220 nt
Organism: Dama dama (fallow deer)
Lineage: Eukaryota; Metazoa; Chordata; Mammalia; Artiodactyla; Cervidae
Gene: C11H2orf81
Product: chromosome 11 C2orf81 homolog
Exons: 1
Coding region: 601-2220 (539 amino acids)
Source: RefSeq, a predicted model, not a curated record